Messenger RNA from Nematostella vectensis (starlet sea anemone), 1576 nucleotides. Its product is annotated as tektin-1. Gene Ontology annotation, biological process: cilium assembly; cilium movement involved in cell motility. The transcript has 5 exons. Gene Ontology annotation, cellular component: microtubule cytoskeleton; nucleus. Bases 138 to 1346 code for a protein of 402 amino acids. The record is from RefSeq and is a predicted model, not a curated record. Lineage: Eukaryota; Metazoa; Cnidaria; Anthozoa; Actiniaria; Edwardsiidae.
CAAGCUUGCUUCUUGAUACACACACAACACAGCAACCACAUUUCAGUUUAUUGCAAGACAUUACCGGCGAAAACCGUCCUACUUACUGCACGGAUUUCUUCUAAAUUCUGAGGUUAAGAAUAUUAACCAUCAUAAACAUGGCUAGACUAGUUCAGCCUCCACCAAAAUACGUCCCCGAAGAAUGGCAUGCUUCAAACCAUUUACAGUAUUUCACAGCUGAAAAAGAACGAGCCGCAGCGGAAAGGCUUCGCGAUGAGAGCGAAAGACUCCGAGUUGAGAUUGAAGUGAGGACAGUAGAGACCCAAGAAGAUGUCAACAAGAAACUAGACCAAAGAAUUACCGAUAUCAACUUUUGGAAGUCAGAGUUGGAUCGUAAUCAAAGUGAAACAGAGGAAGAGAUAAACAUGAUGCUUAAUUUCAAAGCGCGACUUGAACGCGCCUUAGCCGAUACUGAACUACCUCUGAUGAUCGCCCAACAGUGUCUCAUGAACAGGGAAAAGAGGAUCAAAAUCGACCUAGUCCACGAUAAUGUCGAGAUGCAACUGUUGAAGGAAGUUGAAGUUAUUGAAGGUGUCCAGGCUCUACUCAAAAGAACGAUUGAACAGGCCACGGAGCAAAUCAGACUUCUCAGGUCAGCCAGAUACUAUCUGGAAAAGGAUCGUAAAGACAAGUUCCAUGCCAACAAGAUUGACAACACAUGUGCUGCACUAAAAAACGAUUCUCCUGGUCUGGUCUAUGCUCGGGAUGCUGUGAAAAUCGAGAAAAAUUCUGUGACCCCAGAUGAAUGGGAAGACUUCUCAAACAAGAACAUGCUCAAGGCUGAACGGGAAAAGAAUUUGUCUACCAGUCUACGUAGCAUCAUUGAUGGCUUGCUAGUCCAGACUUUGAACGACUUGAUGAAUCAGUGUAGAGCUGUUAAUCUAGCCUUCGAAAAGAGGAUUGAGGAGACGUUGAAGGCAAAGACAAAGCUGGAAGAUCAUCUUAUGAAGGUGAAAGAAGAGAUUGCUGCCAUGGAAGAGAACAUAGCCACACUCCAGAGGGCCAUUGCACUCAAAAUUGCACCAAUGAAGGUUGCUCAGACAAGAGUUGAGAACAGAACGUUUAGACCAAACAUUGAGCUGUGCAGAGAUCGGGUGCAGUACAGGCUGAUUGAUGAAGUUGUUGAGAUCAGUACUAAUAUUGAGCGCUUACAGGAGAAACUCUAUGAAGCAGAGUCAUCCCUCAAAGCCCUAAUCCGUCGGCAGUUAUCCCUUGAAGAGGACAUUGAAGUGAAGGAAAACAGUCUGUUCAUUGACAGGGAUCAAUGCAUGGAGCUUCGCAAACAAAUUACCCAUGUGCCUCAUUGAAUACAAUAUCUGAAUUUAAGUUGUCUAGGAUAUAGGGCUAGAUGGAGGUUUUAUUUUUUCUCAAACAUAUUAAAGAAUAAAAAUGGCAUCUAGGUUUCCCGUUUCAAGAAAACUUGAAUUGUAAACCCAAUCGUUACCUUGACAGAAAAUAGGCUCAUUUACAUAUCUCAAUACCACAAUUAUAAUGCAAACUUCCAAGUACAGCUGUAAAUAAAGAAUUGUUUAUAAAA